Molecule: messenger RNA, 1618 nt
Organism: Paramecium sonneborni
Lineage: Eukaryota; Ciliophora; Oligohymenophorea; Peniculida; Parameciidae
Source: the annotation of a GenBank genome assembly
AUGAAAUCAUCUAAUAAUUAUGCUAUUGAACUGCAAGGUAAUUAAAUAUCAAAAGUAAACGAGGAAGAUGCUUAACAAUAAGAUGAAAAACUUUAAAAUUUGCUUUAUACAACCCCAGAAAUUAGAAAGCAUAAUAAAAUGAAGUCAACAAUACUUUAAGGUUCAAAAUAGAAUGCUUUUGAAGAUAGCAGGGUUACAAGACUUUAUUUUGAAAGAUAUAGAGUCUUAGAAUUGGGUAGAAUGUGGACAAUUUGUGCAAGUAUUAUUCUAAUGAUUCUUGAAGUAAUGUUUGAUAUAUAUAAUAGUAUGAAGUUUCAUUUGCCUAUUAAUUAUAGGAUACCUACCAAGAAGAGAUUAAAGUACUAUUAUAUCUGAUUGUUUUCCUCACAAUUAUAACUAGUAAAUUGUUAAUCUUAUAUAGUUAUAAUGACAAUAAUGUCAUAUUUAGCCGAACUCGAAUUUAAGAAAUGCUCUCUGGCAAUACCUAAGGCUUCCAAUAUAUUUUAAACUAAUCUCAUAUUUCUUUUGUUAAUUGAAACAACAAUAUUACUACCUUGUCCAACACCAUUUACUAAUGGAUAUAGUGUUUCAUUUUCUCAAAGAUAUUCUGAUUAACCGAGAUUUUAUUUUGUAAAUGAGAUACUUACUUUUGUAAUGCUAUUUAGAUCCUUACUUAUUUUAAAUAUAGCAUUUAAAUUCCAACCUUUUUAUUCAAAUAGAGUCAAUAGAUUAUGGUAUUACAUAAUUUCAUUAUAGUGGCAUAUAUUCAGUUGACUUUGGUCCUCAUUUUAUUUUUAAAGUAACAAUUAGAGAACAUCCCUAUUCAACUCUAUGGGGUCUAUUUUGUAUUGGAAUUUUCUUGUUUUCUUAUCAACUAGAAAUUUCAGAAAGAUCAUUACUCAGAACUACAACUGAAAUUGAUCAUUACAACAUAAAUAAUUCUUUAUGGGUUUGUAUGAUUACGUUAUUUACAGUUGGAUAUGGAGAUCUAUUCCCAACUACUGAACUUGGAAGAUUUGCUUUGACUUUAGGCUUAUUUUAUGGUGUAGCAUUGACUUCACUUUUUACAGCUAUAUUAUAUGCUGAUUUAUAGCCAUUUAUUUCAGAAUUAAGAUCUAUUACUUUAUUAGAUAAAGCUAGUAUCAAAAUGGAAAUUAGAUAAGUUGCUGAAAGAAUUUUAUUCAAUUUUUAUAAGUUAAAAACUUCUAUUCAAAAAGAAUAAAUAAAAAAUAUUUAGAAAGAUCCUCAAACUUUGAAUAGAAUUGGUUAGAUCUAAAUCUUUUUGUAAGAAGGAUUAUAACUUAAAAGGUAUUCAUAUAUUUAUUAUUAUUAAAGAAAUUAUAGAUCAAUAGACAAUGAAGAUUUUAUUACUAUAGCUGACAGAUAUUUUAAGGAUAUGAAUUAUAGGAUUGAAGAAUUAAAAAAUAUGUUUAAAAAAAUGAAAUCUCAAUAAUUAUCUAUCAAUUAAAAUGACACUUCUAAAAUUAGAUCCAUAUAAAAAUAAUGUCAUACAAUUACUCAUUAUGAUGGAAAUAGCAAAGAUGAUCAGUAUUUUGAAUAAUUAAUUGAUUUUGAAUCUGGUGAUUAAAAACUUAUGUAAUUUAAUGAUGAUGAAUGA